CCAUGAACAGCUCCACGGCAGGCUCCGAGGGGGACUGGCAUCCCGAGUCCGUGAUCAUCCCCCUGGUGUACCUCGUCAUCUUCCUCGUGGGCACGGUGGGCAACAGCCUGGUCCUGGCCGUGCUGCUGCGCAACGAGCAGGUGAAGAACACCACCAACCUCUUCAUCCUCAACCUGGGGGUGGCCGACCUCUGCUUCAUCCUCUUCUGCGUCCCCUUCCAAGCCACCAUCUACACCCUGGAGGGGUGGGUGUUUGGGCCCUUCAUGUGCAAGGCUGUCCACUUCUUCAUCUACCUCACCAUGUAUGCCAGCAGUUUCACCCUGGCCACCGUCUCCCUCGACAGGUAUUUGGCCAUACGAUACCCCCUGCACUCGAGGGAGCUGAGGACACCCCGGAACGCCCUCAUGGCCAUCGGCCUCAUCUGGGGGCUUUCCUUCAUCUUCUCGGGCCCUUACCUCAGCUACUACCAGGAAUUCCAGCUGGCCAACCUGACCGUGUGCCACCCCAUCUGGGAGGUCUCCCAGCGCAAGGUCAUGGACAUCUGCACCUUUGUCUUCAGCUACAUCAUCCCGGUGCUGAUCCUGAGCCUCACUUACGUGCGGACUAUUCGCUACCUGUGGAAGUCCGUGGACCCUCUCCAAGACAUGUCCGAGUCCAAGAAGGCCAAGCGGAAGGUCACCAGGAUGAUCAUCAUUGUGGCCGUGCUGUUCUGCCUCUGUUGGCUGCCCCACCACCUGGUCAUCCUCUGCGUCUGGUUCGGGUACUUCCCCCUCAACCACUCCACGUACGUGCUCCGCAUCCUGUCACACGUCAUCUCCUACGCCAACUCCUGCGUCAAUCCCAUCGUCUAUGCCCUGGUCUCCAAACACUUCCGCAAGGGCUUCAAGAAGAUCUUCAGCUGCCUCCUGCACAAGAAGGCAGCCCACAGGGUGCACGUGGCCCAGGUGACCAACACCGUCAGCACGCUGGAGGCAGAGCUCAGCGAGGUGACCCAGCUCAGCGAGGCCCUGCCCGGCCGCUCCUCCGCGCGCUGCAGGGUCCCAGCCCAGCCCUGGGGGGAGGUGGAGCUGGUGGGACAGCAGCACAAAGGAGAUGGCUCCUUCGUCACCUUCAGUGUCAGCUAGCAGAGCUUCUCCCCACCCCAUGGCUUUGCAGGCUCCUGCAGCAUGGCAGGCCUGGGGACAGGCUACAUUUUGGGUUGAAAUGUGGCCGGUCGGACUCUUUCCAUUCAAGUGGACCCAGAUGUCAUAACAGUGAUGAUGCUGCUGAUACCAACUCAGCCAAGCAGCUGACCAAGGAUCCAAGGUCAGGAUUUGCUUCCACCAAGCACUUGCUGAUAGUAGAGAUCAAGCCCCCCAAAUCCACUCUGGUGUAAUCACCUGUUCCUCUGCCACGGACAGACUUACGCCCUGUUGCAACUACACCUGGAGGUUGUUGAAAGCUCUGGUCCCUCCAACCAACACAGCAUUUGGCUGGAGUUAGUGGGGUGCUCUUUUAGGGAUAUUUGGGAAGUCUUGGUUUGUUUGUGACCUGGUACAGGAGCUGCAUCCUAGGACAGCUCUGGACACAGCUGUGUGGGCAUAAACCCAGCUCAGGAAAAUCCAGGAGAGAAGCAUAGAAGGUCACCAAGGACCAGAAGGGAUGGAGGCUGUUUGCUGAGGGAGCACAGCCAUGGCCCUGCAGGAGGGGAACCUGAGUGGGACAGGACCACACUGGGGGAGGAUUUGAAUGCCUUGGACAGCUCGGGUACGGCUCAGCCUCUCAUCAAAGUGAGGUGAUUGUGGAGAAGAGCGAAGCAGAGCAGCAGCACUGCUUCCCUGUAGCCACAGUGUGGGACUGGACAGCCAGGGCUGUGUGAGAGCUGGGGGUCAUCCCCAGCC
Messenger RNA from Corapipo altera (White-ruffed manakin), 1880 nucleotides. RefSeq names its product galanin receptor 2 (gene GALR2). The coding region runs from base 3 to 1124 and encodes 373 amino acids. Lineage: Eukaryota; Metazoa; Chordata; Aves; Passeriformes; Pipridae. The transcript is spliced from 2 exons. Gene Ontology annotation, biological process: G protein-coupled receptor signaling pathway. Gene Ontology annotation, molecular function: G protein-coupled receptor activity. Gene Ontology annotation, cellular component: membrane. The record is from RefSeq and is a predicted model, not a curated record.